Oryza brachyantha (malo sina) is the source of this 1569-nucleotide messenger RNA. Its product is annotated as S-type anion channel SLAH1-like. The record is from RefSeq and is a predicted model, not a curated record. The transcript is spliced from 2 exons. Gene Ontology annotation, cellular component: membrane. Gene Ontology annotation, molecular function: voltage-gated monoatomic anion channel activity. Gene Ontology annotation, biological process: intracellular monoatomic ion homeostasis; transmembrane transport. The annotation marks the transcript as partial. NCBI's taxonomy places the organism in Eukaryota, Viridiplantae, Streptophyta, Magnoliopsida, Poales, Poaceae.
GCGGACGCGGCGGCGGCGCGGUUCGGCAUGCUGACGCGGUUCCACGCGGGGUACUUCCGCAUCAGCCUGGCGCUGUCGGGGCAGGCGCUGCUGUGGCGGACGCUGAGCGACUCGUCGACGGACCCGAGGGCGCUGGGGCCGGUGGUGCGGUCGCUGCCGUCGGCGGCGUUCGUGCUGCUCUGGUCGCUGGCGCUGCUCACGCUGGUGGCGCUGUGCGCGCUCUACGGCGCGCGGUGCCUCCUCCGGUUCCCGGCCGUGCGCGCCGAGUUCCGGCACCACGUCGCCAUGAACUACCUCUUCGCGCCCUGGAUCUCGUGGCUGCUGCUGCUGCAGUCGGCGCCGUUCCUGCGCCCCGACGCGCGGUGGUACCACGCGCUCUGGUGGGCGUUCUCGCUGCCCAUCCUCGCACUCGACGUCAAGAUCUACGGCCAGUGGUUCACCCGGGGCAAGAAGUUCCUGUCCAUGGUGGCCAACCCGGCGAGCCACAUCACCGUGAUCGGGAACCUCGUCACGGCGCGGGCGGCGGCCAGGAUGGGCCGCCACGAGGUCGCCGUCGCCAUGUUCUCCGUCGGCGCCGCCCACUACCUCGUGCUGUUCGUCACGCUGUACCAGCGGUUCCUCGGCUCCGACUCGCUGCCGGCCAUGCUCCGCCCGGUCUUCUUCCUCUUCUUCGCCGCGCCGAGCAUGGCGUCGCUCGCCUGGGACGCCAUCUCCUCCUCCUUCGACACCUGCUGCAAGAUGCUCUUCUUCCUCUCCCUCUUCCUCUUCGCCUCGCUGGUGUCGCGGCCGGCGCUGUUCAGGAGGGCGAUGCGGCGGUUCAGCGUGGCGUGGUGGGCGUACUCGUUCCCGCUGACGGUGCUGGCGCUGGCGGCGGCGGAGUACGCGCAGGAGGUGCGGGAGGCGGCGGCGAGCGCGCUCAUGCUCGCCCUGGCCGUCCUCUCCGUCGCCGUCACCCUCGCGCUCAUGGUAUUCACCGCGCUCCGCACCAACGACCUGCUCCCCCACGACGACCCCUUCUCCGCCCUGCUGCCCCCCGCUCAUCACCGUCAUGCUGCUGCACAUUCUUCCUAGCUAGGAUCGACCCACCUGCUUCAGCUCAUCAGCUACUAGCAUAUAUAUACAGAGCAAGAUGAGGUGAGUACGUAUAACCUGUUAAUUAGGAAGUCACCCUCAUGCAAAUACGUGCAAUUAUUUGAAACCGUCUCUUAAUCUCUUUUGUUGAACAUAUAUACUUAUAUAGUUGUGGGAUCGAUGAAGUAGCCCAGGACGAGAGGGCUUGUUUGCACUGAGCCACUCCUCUCUCUCUCCGUCUUUUGUUUGUUUGUUUGUUUUUAUUGACUUGUUGAAAUUUUGGGCGCUUGUAUACUAAUUUGUGACGCCCGUUGUUAAGAUCUUCUCAUAUGAUGUUCGUUCAUGUUACUUUGUGUUCAACGUUAUUAAUCAUACAAAAACGACAGAGCCAUUCUGCCACGGCCAGUAGAUAGACAAUGUUAAAGUAUUUUUACUGUUAAAUUUCUUAUACGUCGAGAUACAGAGUAUUCAGACGUAUUAAACUUUAUACUGAAAAAA